AUGCCGACAUCUUCGUCGGCUCCGUCUAUCAGCCAGGAUGUGCCAUCUAUUGGUCCAGUUCGCCAGCCAGCUUCUCCAGUCGUUUCUAUGUCGGAACCAGAGCUUCCGUCUCCGGGUCCACCUGGUUCUGCAAUAUUGGCAGCAACACCAAGCCUUUGUAUCGCCAUACCACAGUACCUGAACCAUUCGAGCCGCCCUCAUAUUACUAUUCAAGUUCCUUCUCAAGCACCAUCACAGGCAGUGCCUCAGGACAUUCGGCCGGAAAAUCAACCUCGGCCUGAUGUGCCGUUACAUCCUGGUUUAGCUGCUGUACAACCUCAACCGACAAUUCUUCUGCAACAACCAACUCAGCCAGUAAUGAUUGUUCCUCCUUCCAUUCUGCCAACUGCCAACUGCCAACUUUACCCUCCGGAUACCCGGGUCGCCUCCAAGGACCUAUGCAGAAGAGCGGCCAGUUCUAAUGCACCAGUCUCGAUCGAGGUCAAGGUCGCGUUCUCCAACAAGGAUAAAGCCCUACUAGGAGGUCCGAGUACUCCGAUAUGGAUCAACCAGACCAGAGGCAUCGUUGUCGAUCUUCUCCAUAUUCUCCAACGAGUCAGCAUUGAUACUCACAGUCUCUGUCUCCUGGACGUCCCAUUGUCAUUCACACAGACUCGGGUCGGUUUCGUCUCCCCCCCAAAAGUCCUCGUCCCGCCCUUGGUGAGUCGACCACAAUUACCAACGCAGAGUUUCGGCUCCUCCACCUACUACUCAGAGGAGACGGUCUCGUUCUCGGUCGCGGAGCUAUUCACAAACACUGCCUGUCAUAAUUCAGCAGCCUCCAUCCUUAUGCAGCCAACAUUUACCUAUGCAGCUGCCAGUUAUAAUUCCAACGGAUCAGCAAACUCCCUCCCAGGUGCCUGUUGUUCUUCUGCCUCUGACAGCCUGUACCGUGUUUCAAGGUGUUCUCGACACUGA
Fomitiporia mediterranea MF3/22 is the source of this 957-nucleotide messenger RNA. RefSeq lists its product as uncharacterized. The coding region runs from base 1 to 957 and encodes 318 amino acids. The record is from RefSeq and is a predicted model, not a curated record. NCBI's taxonomy places the organism in Eukaryota, Fungi, Basidiomycota, Agaricomycetes, Hymenochaetales, Hymenochaetaceae. The transcript has 3 exons.